Molecule: messenger RNA, 903 nt
Organism: Entamoeba histolytica HM-1:IMSS
Lineage: Eukaryota; Evosea; Mastigamoebida; Endamoebidae
Exons: 1
Coding region: 1-903 (300 amino acids)
Source: RefSeq, a predicted model, not a curated record
AUGCAAGAAUGGAGUGAUGUCGAGCUCUGUCUUGAUGAUGAAGCACCAGAAGUCGUUGGAAAAGAACAAGUAUUGAUUCAACCCCUCACAACUACUCAACAACCACUCUCGGAAAUCAUUGACAAAUCAAACACAUUACCCAACAAUCUUUCUCAUCAAACAAUUCCACCAAACGAGAAAGUCAUAGAUAACAUAGAAGAAAUGGUAAUAGAAAAUAAAGAAGAAAUAACAAAUGGAAAUAAAGAAAUGGUAAUAGAAAAUAAAGAAGAAAUGAUAAACAAUAAAGAAGAAAUGAUAAACAAUAAAGAAGAAAUGAUAAAUGAAAAUAAAGAAGAAAUGAUAAAUGAAAAGAAAGAAGAAAUAACAAAUGGAAAUAAAGAAGAAAUGACAAAUGAAAAGAAAGAAAUAGAAAGAAGGAUAGAAGAAGAGGCAAGAAAAGAAAAAGAAUGGGGGAAGUGGAGAAAUGAAAAGAGAGAAAGAAAGACACUACUUGAAAUGUAUGGGAUUAAAGGAUUAAAAGAAGAAAGUAUAAAAGUGCUUGUAGCAGGAGAAAGGAGUAUUGAAGUAUUUCAACAAGUGAGUGAUGAAGUAGAGGAUUUUAAGAAUGAAGGAGAAAAUAAAGGAGAUGUAAGAGAAGAAGAAAAGCAAGAAGAAGUUUUAGUUGAAGAAGAAAGAGAAGAAAUGGGUAAAAUGAAAGAAGAAAAAGCAACAGAAGAAGAGAAGAAUAUAAUUGAUGAAGAAAAGAAAGAAAAGAGUAAGAAAGAUAAAGAAGAAGAAGGAACAAAAGCAAAGAAAAUAGGAAAAGGAGGAAAGAAUAGUUUAAAAGGAUUAAGAAAUGAAAUGAAUAGAAAGAAAAGAAUAAGAAAAACAAGUCGUGUGAUAUGGAUAGAAGAAGAGAUGUGA